Molecule: messenger RNA, 1460 nt
Organism: Oryza brachyantha (malo sina)
Lineage: Eukaryota; Viridiplantae; Streptophyta; Magnoliopsida; Poales; Poaceae
Product: peter Pan-like protein
Exons: 7
Coding region: 69-1148 (359 amino acids)
Biological process (GO): ribosomal large subunit assembly; rRNA processing
Cellular component (GO): preribosome, large subunit precursor
Molecular function (GO): rRNA binding
Source: RefSeq, a predicted model, not a curated record
UUUCCCUUCUCUCUCCUCCUCCUCCUCCUCGACGCGUCGCAGGCGGUGCUGCUCCUCAAACUCCAGCAAUGGCGCGAGUCCGCAACAAGAACGGGCGGCGCGGCGGCGGCGGGGGCGGCGGCAAGGGCAAGGGCGGGGGCGGCAAGUGGAAGAUGCCGGCGUCGGUGGCGCGGAAGCAGCAGGCGGCGAUGGCGAACGUGGACCAGGUCAGCGGCGCGAGGAUCCCCAAGAGCUUCGUGUUCUCCCGCGGCAAGCUGCCCUCCACCCUCCGCCACCUCCAGCAGGACCUCCGCAAGGUCAUGCUCCCCUACACCGCCCUAAAUCUCAAGGAGAAAAAACGGAACAACCUUAAGGACUUCAUCAAUGUCUCCGGGCCACUGGGUGUGACACAUUUCAUGAUCCUCACAAAUCCCAAGAGCUCGCCGCACUUGCGCUUGGCGACGACACCUCAGGGUCCUACCUACACAUUUCAGAUAAAGGAGUAUGCUCUCGCUGCUGACAUUGCAAACUCACAGAAGCGACCAAGGUGCCCCCCAGAGAUAUUCAAGAACUCACCUCUGACCGUACUCGGUGGCUUUGGGGGUCUUGACAAGCCUUACAAGAGUUUGGUUGAGUUCUUUAAGUACAUAGUCCCCUCUGUUGAUCCAGCAACUGUUAAACUUUCAACCUGUCAAAGAAUUUUGUUGUUACAAUUCGACAAAGAAAAGGAAAUUAUUGAUUUCAGGCAUUACUCCAUCAAGCUCCAGCCUGUUGGUGUUACCCGCAAGAUUAGAAAGCUCAUGCAGAACAAUCAAGUGCCAGACCUAAGGGAACUGAAAGAUGUUAGCGAUUAUGUGACAAAAGCUGGAUACGGAUCAGAAAGUGAAGCUGACGAUGAAGCAGCAACUGUAAAUCUAGCUAGUGAUGUUGACAAAUUAAACCGAGCAUCCAGAAAAAGCGCAGUCAGACUCCAGGAGAUCGGACCAAGGAUGACACUGCACUUGGUUAAAGUUGAAUCUGGGUUAUGUUCAGGAGCUGUGCUAUACCCUGAACCUGUAGCCAAAGAAGGGGCAGAGGAGGAGGGAAAAGAUGUUGACGAAGAGAUAGGACAAGAAGAUGAGGACUUAAUGGAUUCAUAUGAUGACUCCGAGGAUGAGUCAGAGGAGUAAUUUGUAUGGGAUUGAGGGAAGCACUAGCCGAACUGCCUAACGAGGAUCUCCAGCAAUUUGAAGCCUCCACACAGCCGAGGGAGAUGCAAAGAUUACCCUGAGUCUGCGUUUUUCCGCUAAAAUGAUAGGCCUUUAGUAAUGUAAUGUGCUUACGUUCAUCCCAGUUUUGUGAUAUGGUUUGCAGAUUUAAGCAUAGCGAUCACAACAAAGUUUAGUGGUACUGUUCUGAGAACGAACAUUUUUGACCGUGAUGUGGCUCAGGGUCGCGGUAAGAUGACCAAAAUUCUUCUUUGCUCGCUGUGAUGUAUUACA